AUGGCUGAACGAGCACAAUUCCCAGCAACAGAUCCCGUGGUCUACGACGAAUACAGAACCAAAUGGGCUUCCUUACCGGAGAACGAGCAUGGCUGGCUGGCACGAGCUCGUGAGGUCGCCCAAGUCCUUGCUCAGGACUCCGUGAAGCGCGAUCAGGAAAACAAGUCGCCCGUUGCGGAAAUCGCGCUGCUCAAGCAUUCGGGUCUACUCAAGACUCUGGGUCCCCAAAAGUAUGGCGGCGGUGGCCAGCCGUGGAACGUUGGAUAUAAAGUGAUUCGCGAGGUUGCCAAAGCCGACGGAUCAAUCGGCGCACUUCUCGGCUACCACUUACUCUGGUCAAGAGUGGCGGACAUCGUAGGCACAGCUGACCAGAGUGACCGUCUCGACCAGCUUAUCAUUACCAACAACUACUUUGUCGGUGGUGCAGUCAAUCCGCGCGACAACGACCUGCAAAUCAGCGUCGAUGGAGACAACAACAUUGUCUUCAACGGAGCCAAACAUUUCAACACUGGCGGCGUCGUUUCUGAUCUUACUGUUCUCGAGGGCAUCCUCGAAGGAACAAAUGACCAUAUCUUUGCCGUUGUCCCCACGAGACAAUCCGGAAUCCAGUUUGCCCAUAACUGGCACAAUAUCGGUUUGCGAUUGACCGAAUCCGGCAGCGUGAAAAUUGAAAACGUCAAAGCUCCUUGGACAGAUGCCCUGGGCUGGGAUGCAGUUGAGCGCAAACCUUUGCCCAGUGUAUUGCAAAUCCACUGGGGAAGUCUGCUUCUUCCUGUUAUCCAACUUGUCUUUAGUAACUUCUACCUGGGAAUUGCCAUUGGUGCGUUGGAAUACGCUGCCAAGUAUACCACCUCGCACACACGAGCCUGGCCCUUUGGAGGGGAUGUCAAGGAGUCUCCCACGGACGAGUUCUAUAUUCUGGAGCGUUAUGGCAAUUUAUUCGCCCAUCUGCGCGCGGCUGAAGCCCUUGCUGACCGUGCUGGCAAUCAGGUGGCUACUCUUUUCGCUCGCCAUGGCAGUAAUCACACAAAGUUGUCUGCAGAAGAACGCGGGGAGCUUGCCGAAUGGGUUGCCAGUGUCAAGGUUGUUACGACGGACGUUGGACUUAGGGUUACCUCGGGCGUUUUUGAGGUGACGGGAUCAAGGGCGACUUCUUUGAAGGUGGGAUUGGACCGGUAUUGGCGAGACCUGCGGACACACACUUUGCAUGACCCGGUUGCGUACAAGAAUCGAGAGUUGGGCAGAUAUGUGCUCCUGGGAGAGAUUCCGCAGCCGACGUGGUAUACUUGA
Talaromyces atroroseus is the source of this 1290-nucleotide messenger RNA. RefSeq lists its product as hypothetical. Bases 1 to 1290 code for a protein of 429 amino acids. Gene Ontology annotation, molecular function: 3-methylbutanoyl-CoA dehydrogenase activity; flavin adenine dinucleotide binding. The record is from RefSeq and is a predicted model, not a curated record. NCBI's taxonomy places the organism in Eukaryota, Fungi, Ascomycota, Eurotiomycetes, Eurotiales, Trichocomaceae. Gene Ontology annotation, biological process: L-leucine catabolic process. The transcript has 3 exons.